Yarrowia lipolytica CLIB122 is the source of this 255-nucleotide messenger RNA. Its product is annotated as 60S ribosomal protein eL37. Gene Ontology annotation, molecular function: RNA binding; structural constituent of ribosome. Gene Ontology annotation, cellular component: cytosolic large ribosomal subunit; ribosome. Gene Ontology annotation, biological process: translation. The record is from RefSeq and is a predicted model, not a curated record. NCBI's taxonomy places the organism in Eukaryota, Fungi, Ascomycota, Dipodascomycetes, Dipodascales.
AUGACCAAGGGUACCACUUCGUUCGGUAAGAAGCACACCAAGUCGCACACUCUCUGCACCCGAUGCGGUAAGCGAUCUUUCCAUUGCCAGAAGAAGACUUGCGCCUCUUGCGGAUACCCCUCCGCCAAGAUCCGAUCCUACAACUGGGGUCAGAAGGCCAAGCGACGACACACCACUGGUACCGGUCGAAUGCGAUCUCUCAAGCUCGUUGACCGAAAGUUCCGAAACGGUUUCGGCAACAAGGCUUCCGAGUAA